Messenger RNA from Eimeria mitis, 7677 nucleotides. RefSeq lists its product as uncharacterized. NCBI's taxonomy places the organism in Eukaryota, Apicomplexa, Conoidasida, Eucoccidiorida, Eimeriidae. Bases 1 to 7677 code for a protein of 2558 amino acids. Gene Ontology annotation, cellular component: cytoplasmic vesicle. The record is from RefSeq and is a predicted model, not a curated record. Gene Ontology annotation, biological process: regulation of Rab protein signal transduction. The transcript is spliced from 7 exons.
AUGCAACCGGGAUGCGGGAAGACCCCGCAACCCAGCAACUCACUAGGUGCUGCUCCUGCAGCAGCCGCUGGAGCAGCUGUCGAGGCGACAAACUCUUCUCCUACGGAUAAGUCGCUUGCAGUCGAAGAGGUGGCAGCAGCAGAAACGGAAGCAGCAGUAGCCAAUCAUUUGUCCAGUGUCUUAGUGUCAGAUGGGCUCCCAGCAGCAGAAGCGGCUUCGAAAGGAGGGCCUUCAGCAGCUGCAGCGGCAACAAUAACGACAGCGGCAGCAGUUCAGGAUGGGCCUGGCGCGAGCUGCAAAGCAGACGUAGCCGUUGCAACAGGAGCAGCAGCUGCUGCUGCUGCGGCUGAGGACAACUUGGCAUUGGGGGCCUCAAAGCUGGGAUCACCAAAGGGGCCUCUGGGCCCAGUCGGGGCUUCGCCGGUGUCGUGCCCCCUCCCUUUAAGCGCAGCAGUGAUGGGGGGGCCCUGGAGCCCCCCAGCGAACAUGAAUAUUUGGCAUUCCCCUUCCCUGUCUCCAGUAGAAGCCUUUAUAAAGUCUGGCGAGGAGUCGCCGGGGGCCCCUCCUGAGGAGGCCCUGGCCAGGCCACCUUUUGGGGCCCGGAGGGGACUCAGCGAAGAAACCCGACAGGGUAUCUCCGAAGAGGCCCCCCAGGGGCCCUCUGUGGCAGCUCGUGAUGCCGCGAAUCUAGAGACUUCCUGGGGACCCAGGGAUGCGGCUUCAGGUGCCCGGCCUGCCGGGGCCGCGAAAGACACCUUUGAGGAGGGGUCUCCUGAGGAAGGCCCAGGAGGAGCUGCUGGCGGCCGCCUUGAAUCUGUAGCAAAUGCCUUUCUGGAGUGGUGCAGCUCGGGGGACUCUGCGGGGGCCCGUGGGCAUUCUGGGGGCCGCGGCGACGGCUGGGGCACCCGAAGGCAACUCCUUGAGGGGUUGGCAGAGAGGUGUCACAGACAGGAGCUGCAUCUGCAGCAGCAGCAGCAACGGCAGGCGGUGAUGGAGGCGGAGAGGCAGCAUCAGCACCAAGAGGAGCAACACCAGACGUCGGUAGAUUCCUUGCAACAGCAGGUCUCGGGUUCGCAGCAGCAACAGCCUCUCGUGCAGUUGAUGCAACAGAAGCAAACAGCGUCCACACAGCAACAGCAGCAGGAGCAACCGGAGUCGAAGCAGCAGGACAAGGAGGUGCCUCCGCAGGAGCAGCAGGAAAUAGGGCAGCAGAAGCCGCAACACGAACAAGAAGACCAAAGCCAGGACCACCAACAGCAGCAGCAGCAGCAGAAGCGUCACAAGAGGCAAUUUUCGCGCAAUGUCCGUUGCAUGCCAUCACUUGUUGAGGCCUUUCUUGUCCUGGGGCCCCCUGCGGCGACCCCUGUCCUAGACAGCUGCAUUGGCCGCUACUGCCAGCAGCAACAGGAACAGCAGUGCUGCUGCUGCUGCUGCGAGGCUAGAAGUCGGCAGGAAGAAGAUACCCCGGCUGCGGCCGCUGUUGCUGCCAGUGCUGGUGAAGGGGUUCACAAGGACUUCGUCUCCGAGCACGACCCGGUGGGGCAUGAGAGGGAGAAGCAAAAGCAGCAGCAGCAGCAGCAGCGGCAGCAGCAAGGGCAGGAGCUACCACGAAGCGGGAGCAGCAGGAGCGAAGACGUAGAGCGAACCAGCAACAGCACGAGCAGUAACGACAGCAGCAGCAGUGACCUGUUACAGCCGCACGUUUGGUGGUGCUGCACUUGCAAGAGCGCUCCGUGCGCCUUUCCUGAAGGGGCUGUCCCGCCAGAGUGUAGCCGCUGCAGCAGCAGCGAAGGCAUAGCAGCAGUAGCUGCAGCAGCAGCAGCAGCAAACACGCCGUUCCAGCACCGGCAUUUAGAAGAUGCAACAGCAGCUGUCCAAGCGACGGCAAUAGAGGCAGGAGCAGAAGGAGGACCAACAGCUGCUUGCUCCCUGAUUCCAACCGCAGCAAAGAGCCCGUUGGUUCCAGUGGCUGCACCAGCACAAGCAGACGCCCCAGCAGCAGCCGAGGGAGCAGCAAAAAUACCAAGAGGGCUGAUGCUCCGCAUCUCCAUGCGCCACGAGCACCAACAGCGGCAGCACACAUCUGCGGUCCACAGUCGAACGCAACAAAUGGGAGCUUCAGCUGCUGCUCCAGCAGUUGUUGCCGCUGCAGCACAAGCAGCGGCGACAAGUGCACCUGCAGAUGCAGCAGAGGAUCUGACAACUGUAAUAGCUGCAUCAACUGCAGCAGAUGCAGCACAAGAUUGUACAUCUGCAGUAGCUGGAUUGACUGAAGCAGAUGCAGGCGAGACUGCUUCACCAACUUUAGAAGCCGCCAACAGGCCAAACAAUCACUCACUUGCUAUGAUUCGUUGCCGAGUCCGUGGCGUCUGCUCUUGCAGCGGCGGCAGCAGCAACACCGGCAGCUGUUGUAGAGUAAGCUCAAGCGAAUACUCACAGCGCUACUGCAAAUGCAGUUACACGCCGAGCUUCGACGUCGCAGUGACGCGCAAAGGGAAACCCAAGGUCCUCCCCGUCGUGGAGCCAUCAUCAUCAGCAGCAGUAGAUUCAGCAGAUCCACCAACAACAACAGCUGGCCCAGCAAAGGCGGCGGGAACAGCGACACCAGCUGCAGCAAAAGAGCCAGCAGAAACAGAACCAGGAGCAGAAACAGAAGAUGGAGGUGGAGGUAACGCCUCGUGGCUACCGCCAGAGGUACCCCCAGCCGCAGAGAUGUUCUGUUUUCCACAGGGGACAGCGAAGGUGCUGCCCGUCAGCAGCGGCUGUCUAUGCACCCUUCUUCAGCCGCCUUCGCAGCAGCAGCAACAGCAGCAAGAAGGUGUUGCUGCAGCAAGGCCCUGUACGUCUCCUUGGCAAUCGUACUUGCCGCCUGUAUUGACGGAGCUGCUGUCUCCAGGUGUAUGCAAACCAGCAGGAGCGCCAGCGGCAGUUCCCCAAUCUGUCUUAGAAUCAGCGCCUGCAGCAUCCCCUCAAAUGUUUUCUGAACCAGCAGCUUCGGUGGCAGUCGCACCGGCAGCAACGCCAGCAGCAGAACCAGCAGCGUCAUCGGCAGCAGCAUCAGCGCGAGAUCUGCCAUGCAUGUGCCAGUGGGGUGGCUGCCCGUGCGCUUCUCUGCUGAGAGUGCAUUCUCCCUCCUCUUCUGUUUUCGUCUUGACAGAUAUGCAGGGUCGCAGACUAUAUGGACACUGUCUUCGCUUCUUCGAGCUCGUGACCUUUAGGGUGCCUAGCAGCAGCAACAACCUGCUCAGCAACAGCAAAAGUCCCGCUGCAACAACUGUUGCUGCAGAGCGAGACGCUGUGGCAGAUGCUGUAGCAACAGAUAGGGAACAAGAAACAAACAAAGCAUGUGCAGACACAGCAGCAGCAACCCCUGGGUGCUGCGGUAGUGAGCCCCCACUGGCUUAUGUGGAGAGGGCGUUUUGCGUGCUGUCUGAGCUCCCGUUCUUCGGGGUUUUCCAUGAGUGGUUGUGGUGUACGUACACAUCGUACGCUGCUCUAUGUCAAGCAACGGCAUGCAGUUCCAGAGGUCACAUCGUACUCCAGAAGCAGCAGCAGGUAGAGAAGCGGUUGCUACUCCCCUCACCACUGUUGUAUCUACAACAACAAGCCACAAGGCUGGUGGAGGAGACGCCAGCUCCAGUGGCAGCCCACUUAUGGGUGGUGUUCCCGCUGCAACAGGCUUAUAUGCGUUGUGAAAGCAGCAAUAGUAACACUGGAGAUGCCGGUGCUGUCAAGAGCAACAACGACUACAGCAACAACAACAUCAACUCGAUGCAGGUUUCGGUCUCACUGGAGUGCACUCGCGCCCUCCAAUUCGCCCUGCCGUCGCCGGGAAGCUUGCCCCUGCUGCAGCUGCCUGCAGUGAAUCUUCUGAAGUCCUUCCCUCUAGAACUGCUGUUGCUGCUGUUCUUGCUGCUGUUGUGCGAAAAGCAAGUCGUGCUGCUCUCCGCAUCUGUAAAUCGCCUUAGCCUGCUGCCUUGCGCUCUCACUGCCUUGAUGUACCCCCUCCGGUACUCUCAGGUGUUCGUCCCGUUGCUUCCGGCCUCCCUCGCGCAUUUUGUAUCGAUGCCGCUCCCCUUCUGCGUUGGCUUUUUGACGCCACCUCCGCAGCAACCGCAACAGGGAGUUCCGGCUGAACUACAGCCGCAAGGGAAGAACAGCAGUGGCAGCAACUCUCACAGGAAGCGCAGCGGCAUCCCCAGAGGAAGGGCAGCCCCUCCUGCAGUUUACGUGUGCACUGUUCCUGAUUUUACAGCAGCAGCAGCAGCAACAGCCGCAGCAACAGCAGGAACAGUUUCUAGCAGCAGCAGCAGCAGCACAAACAAUAACUGCACAAACACAAUUUCCGGCAAUAUGUUGUACGCCAUCAACCUUUUCUCCCACGCUCUUGAUACAUUUCCCCUCGGAGUUUAUUUGGUGGACUUGGACAACUGCUCUCUAUCUCUUUCCCACGUUGCCCUUGCGACUGCAGCAGGGGACCCGCAGCAGCGCGACUCGUUGGACCCUUUAGCAGCAGCAACUGCAACAGCAACCGCAGCCGAAGCCGCGGCAACAGCAACAGCUCCAGGUACUGUUGCAUGGGGGCUGCCCCCCUUGCCAGAUAUAAUGCUGAGAAAGCUUGUCGCGAGCCUUGUGCCGUUGCUGUGCAAAGACGCAGUUGCGGCGGCGGCAGCAGCGGCAGCGGCGGCAGCUAUCGUAGAUGGUAACCUGACCAACCAGCAGCGGAAGAUGCUGCAGCGCCACCAGCAGAAGCAGCAUAAGAAGCGGCGGCAACAGCAGCAGCAGCAGAUCCCCUCGUUUCUUCCAUCCAACUGGCUGGUCCUUCGGGAGAAUGUAAUUGCUGCAAUCACAGAAGAAGCAGCAACAUACAGUGCACGGCUUGCUACUGCUGCUGCUGCUGAGCUAGGCAGUCUCAGUAACAACGCUGCAGGAGGCGCAGCCCUGCAGUCCCAGCAAGGCGCCGCCAGGGGUGACCCCCUACAGCUUCUGCGUGCAAACAGCAGAAAUCAGCAGCAACAGCACUUGUUUAGCCCACAGUCAGGUGGCCAGAGCAGCACUAGCUUUGGUGCUGCUCCAGCAGCUGGUGCCGCAGGGGCAGCAACUGCUGGCAGCAGUAGGAUCGGCAACACCACUGCCAGAGGGGGAGCCAGUCGUUCUCAUAGCGGGGCCCUUCUUUCUGUCUUUCGCUUCUUGAAUCUCUUGCCUCCUGGAAAGACAGAUCAGCAGCAGCUGCAGCAACGGGAGCUACAUCACCUACCGCAACCCGCCAAGCUGCAACUUCAGCAGCAGCAGCAGCAGCACAGGAGAGAUAACUGGCUGUGGCGGCUGUGGGGGCAGCGCUCUUCGACUUCCGGAACGGACAUGACGGACGCAGCAGCAGCAGCUUCAGCAGCUGCCGCAGCUUCAGCGGCGGCAACUGCUGCUGCCGCCGCUGCUGCUGCAGACACAGCACCUUCGCUCCGGGGCAGCCCAGGGCAGUCUGCUGCUUUCCGCUACUCGUCCGUUCCCGUCGGAGCUCACGCUGCAGCUGCAGCUGCUGAUGCUGCCUCAUGGAUGCGGGAGAAGCAGCAGCAGCAACGACAGCAACAGCAGCAACUGGAACAAGAAGAGGAGAAACGACGACAAAAAGAGGAGCAGCCGCCGUUCGAGAAUCCCGAACACCCGUCACCCUCGCCGGAUUUGUGUGUUUCACCUGCACGAGCAGCAGCAGCAAGCGAAGCAGAGUCUGCGAGCGUUGCUGCUGCAGCUAAAGCUGACGAUUCCCAGCAACAGCAGCUGGCGAUGCAGGAGCAGGAACAGCAGCAGUCUCCGUUGCAGGAGAAAGAGCAGCAGCAGCCCGCAACGAGCACCAGCAACCGCGGGCGGAGGGGAGUGUCACUGUUGUUUCAGCGGCAAUGCAGAAGCAGCAGCGAAGUUUUUGAGCGCAGCAGAACGUGGGUCAAGGCAAAGAGACCUUCUGCAGCAGCAGCAAGAGGUCUUACUCCGGCACCCACGGCAGCAGCAGCAGCAGUAGCAGCGGCGGCAGCAGCAGCAGGCUCAGGGGUUAGUGAUAGAGACGAGUCGUGGGGACCAGGGGAUGCUAUUUCUUCAGCCCCCGCGACAUUUGUUGCUGCAACGGGAUUGCAGGAUGGAGCUGCUGCCGUUGCUGCGGCAGCAACAGAGCCUAGCUGCAACUUGCUGCCGGUGUGGCGCGAGUUUUCGGGCGUUUCAUUUGAGUCUUCUGAAGAGGGUGACGCCUUGAACAUACCUGUUGUCUACCCAAGCGGUCAGGACGCAGCCCCUGCCACCUCCGGUGCUGCUGCACCCAGCAGUAGCAGCUUGGGCGACCAAAGCAUUGCAGAGAAUCAACUGCAUUCUGAGGCCGAUGCAGAAGCGGAGGCAGCGAAGGCAACAGAAGCAGCAGCAGCAGCAGCUGCUUCUGCUGCAUCUCGUAUGGCUGCACUGCAGCAGGCAAGUACUGCAUGCAUACAGCCCCAGAUUGAUCCUCUGGAUGGGGCAGAGAAUCCUCUCACCAUCCUUCGUGAGUGGAACUCUGCUGUGGCCACUGGCGGUUGCUGCCAACAGCAGCAGGAGCAGCUACACCAGCAGCAGAUGCAGCAGAAACAGGCGAAUGCGGUAGCAGAUUCAGUUCUUCGGGAGGUAUUCCUUCGCUUCUUUGUUGACUUGCUACGGGGUUGCACCGUUAUUACUCGAUCGCGCUAUGGCGCCCCCUUAGGCUAUCCUUGCGGGGGUCCCUUUAAAGGCAAGGAUACCCCGGGCAGCGGUGGGAGGCUAAGAGGACAGGGAGCCCCAGUGGAUGGGGGGCCCCUGCUGCAAGAAAUCUGCAGCACCCAAGCAUUUGCGAGCUUUUUACAGGUCCAGGAUGAGGCACGCGCACUGGAGCAUGCUGGAAACUCUUCGGAAGGGGUCGGCCACCUACCUGGAGCAGUUUCCCCGCAGGCUUCAUUGGCCCCCGUCCAUGAUCCGAAUGCAGAAGCUGUUAGCCCCCGCUCGCUGAGGGCCGUCAGGAAAGCAGCAACUGCUGCCGCUCUCUACUGCAAACCAUUUUGGGCCCUCGAAGCCGAAGACAAACGCCAAAGAACCAACAGUAACAGCAGCCGCAACAGCGGCGUCCACCCGCUCGCAGCAACACCACCGGUUGCUGGUGCGCCGGGAAAGGCAGAAGCCCUUCUGCAACAAGAUCACCAGACUGCUGGCAGUGUCGCUUCACAGCAACUACGCGGCUCCUGCGUCCCUUGGGGCGUAAAAUACACCGUUCCUGCCAGGCCGUACACUGCAGCUACCGCUGCUGUCUGUAGUACCAGCAGCAGCAAUGCUCAUCGCGUUAUGGGCGAAGAUUUGGCCAUGCUGCUGCGGCCUAGGUGGCCCCUUUCUUGGCCUUCUGCGUCCCUUAGGAGUGCAAGGAAAAAUUUCUCAUCAAGAUCUGCCGCCUGCUCUAGAAGCAGCAAAAGCGCCAGCAGCAACCGCAGCAGUAGCAACAAUGGCAGUGAGGGCCGGCUCCAGACUUUCAUAGAAGAAGAAACCAUGAUCAAGUUUUCCAGCGCUGUUUUCCUCUCAUGUGGAGCAGCCAAGUUUAUGGACAAGUCCCAAGAGCGUUCGCUUCUCGUUACUUUCUUGUUUGUGGGGACGAUCACCUACCGGAAAACGGAUGUUGUGGAAAUGCGAACAUUUACUUAA